AUGUCUACCUUUGGAUCCCUUUUCCGCGUAACUACCUACGGUGAGAGUCACUGCGCCUCUGUAGGUGCAAUCAUCGAUGGAUGCCCUCCUGGACUGGAGCUAUCUCCACAAGACAUUCAGGUGCAGCUGAGUCGCAGAAGACCUGGACAGAGCAAUCUUACCACACCUAGAGAUGAGAAGGACCUUGUGCAUGUGCAAUCUGGUAUUGAGCAAGGUGUCACCCUUGGAACGCCUAUAGGCCUCCUCGUAAAGAACGAGGAUCAACGUCCAAAGGAUUAUUCUGAGACAGAUUUGUACCCUCGCCCGAGUCACGCAGACUACACCUACCUCGAAAAGUAUGGUGUAAAGGCUAGCAGUGGAGGCGGACGUAGCAGCGCACGAGAAACUAUCGGUCGUGUUGCAGCGGGUGCGAUUGCUGAAAGAUACCUCAAACAGGUGUUUGGCAUUGAAAUCGUCGCAUUUGUCAGUUCAGUUGGCAAGAUCCACCUGCCGUCCAAUGUGGCACCACCAUCCCUUACGGCAGUGGAUGGGGACGAGGACAAUGAUGAUGCAGUAGAUGCGUUAACACCUGAAUUUAGACAGUUACUAGCUACGAUUACCCGGGAGGAGGUUGACAAGCAUCCCACACGCUGCCCUCAUCCAGAAACUGCAGAACGGAUGACAAAGCGCAUCAUUCGCGCUAAAGAUUCUAUGGACUCUAUUGGCGGGACAGUGACGUGCGUCAUUCGUAAUGUCCCGUCAGGUCUUGGAGAGCCAGUUUUCGACAAGUUCGAAGCGAAACUUGCGCAAGCUAUGAUGUCGAUUCCUGCCACGAAAGCUUUCGAGGUCGGCUCUGGCUUCAGAGGAACAGAGGUUCCCGGAAGCAAGCAUAAUGACUCUUUUGUCUUAAAAGACGGUAAACUCGGCACUUCCACUAACUGGAGUGGUGGUAUCCAAGGAGGCAUCACCAAUGGCGAAGACAUCUACUUCAGGAUCGGGUUUAAGUCACCUGCAACCAUAUCGCAAGCACAACACACCGCGCAGUACGAUGGUACACCAGGGACACUCGCUGCUCGCGGGCGUCACGACCCUUGUGUUGUCCCUCGUGCUGUUCCCAUCGUUGAGACCAUGGCAGCCAUUGUCGUCAUGGACCAGCUGCUCAUUCAAAACGCACGCAAGACUGCCGCUGGGCUGCUCCCUCCUAUCACAACGCUCCCACCCACCAUGGUGAUGCCAUCGCAUUGA
Molecule: messenger RNA, 1224 nt
Organism: Suillus subaureus
Lineage: Eukaryota; Fungi; Basidiomycota; Agaricomycetes; Boletales; Suillaceae
Product: chorismate synthase
Exons: 6
Coding region: 1-1224 (407 amino acids)
Biological process (GO): chorismate biosynthetic process; aromatic amino acid biosynthetic process
Cellular component (GO): cytosol
Molecular function (GO): chorismate synthase activity; FMN binding
Source: RefSeq, a predicted model, not a curated record